CUCUCUGUUCUCGCUGAAUAAAAACUUUCAAACCACCUUUUCACAACUUUACUACGCACACCAAACAACAUCUGGGAUUGCUAAUCAUAAGCACUCGGCCAUAACGCAUGCAGGUGUCGUAAAACACAAAUCUGCUCUCUUUGCGCUGGAUACAUCAAAAUACCGCAUUUGCAUUACUCGUAGCCAGACAUGUCUUUUACGGCACUUCAAUCCGCUGGGAUAGCCGAGCCUAUCUUUGCUCUUGUGUUCGAGGAGUAUCUUCGGAACCCCCUUUAUUCUCACCAUGACUACAACAGCGCGCUAGUGGCCAUGAGUGACGCGCUUCCCGAGGUUCGCACAUCCAUCUACGACGCAUACCGACGCAAGGCGCUGAUUUUCUACAAAAGUGAAGGUGUGGUCGACUCAAACCUGGGCAAAAUCGAUCUCAUGGAUGAAGCUGAUAUUCAAAUCGAACAGCGCCGCCUAGCACGAGUCGAUGAGGUCGUUAUUAGCCUGUGCGAGGAGAACGUGUCCCUGCAAGACGCAUAUACGAGUUUGCUGUCGCUGGAUCCGCUCAAAGCACCAUGGACAUCAGUUAAGACACUGAGCCUGUUUAUUGACAGCGAGGAAGCUGACGAUGGAUUCCCAGCUGAUCUCAAUGCACAGCUAGCAGAUGCCUUUCCAAACCUUGAGACUGUAAUCUUCAAUUGCUCAGGCUUUCGGGUUGGUGAAGAGUUCUUUGUCAACGAGUUCUUGGUGCCAUUCAAGGGGCAACUGAAGAGUCUCUACCUCCUGCAGCAUCUCACCCAUGAUGAUAUUAUAUCAUUACUUUUCUCGCCAGAUAACUUUGACUACUCGCUGCUAGAAGGUCUUCGAUCGCUUGUUGUCAGCAGGGAUGCCAUCCAAGGAAACUUUUCGGAUCCCAACUUGCCACACGAUUUUAGCCAAGUAGCGCUUCAGCAGUUGCCAGAAACAUUGGAUUACUUUGAGCUGGCGCAGUGGGGACACGGAGAGUUCGACUUUAGCGGGAACCUGAGCUUUGGCAAUAUCACAGUGUUGAACUUGGCCGGGGUUCUCGUCGAGCCCCAUGUUGCUGACUGGAUUGGUAGCCUCCCUAGGCUCCGCCACCUUUCCAUCGGUUUGUAUUUUGAGUGUGAUCCACUUAUGAUCCAUCCCUAUAGAGCGCUGGCUGAGAGUGGCGACAUUAGCAAGCCGCUUCAUACGUGCCUCGAAUAUCUUGCAGUUUUUGACCAUCAAGUGAUGGGUGAGGGGCUGUCCGAUCUCGAGCAGUAUCCAUACGACCUUGAGGACAACGAUGUCGCCAGUAUUGCUGAGUUUGUGGUGCGCGUUCCCAGCCUCGUCACAUUUGCGACUAACCCAUUUGUUUUGGAGGGGGUGAAACAUAUGGUCAAUUUAUACAUUGGUAUCCCCUAUAACAGCCCCUACACCAGGCACUGCAAGGACAUCCAUUUCAAAGAGAUAGGAUACGUUCGGCAGGAGAUUCGCAGAUUUAGUAACGAAUAUGACUCGACUAUAUCAGACUUGGCGGAUGGCGGCUACGAGUUUGGUAUUUCAGUACUAGCAGAUACCCCGAGCGGUGACUUGGGUAUGUCAGAGCUGGAGGAUGGCACAAGCAAAGAGUAUAGCUUUGAUUGGAUGGCUGACUAUUCCGAAUAAUAUACUGGCUGCCAUAGAGUCUACAGAAUGUAACCAACACACCUUAUGCACGGAUACAGUAUGAGCACUUCAGCUAUAUACAUUGCUCUUCCUCGUUAGUCUACUCGACUGGAUCAGGUAUCGAUUAUAAUGUAGCCUGCACGACUGAUGUUGUCCCCA
Molecule: messenger RNA, 1815 nt
Organism: Linderina pennispora
Lineage: Eukaryota; Fungi; Kickxellomycota; Kickxellomycetes; Kickxellales; Kickxellaceae
Exons: 1
Coding region: 190-1656 (488 amino acids)
Source: RefSeq, a predicted model, not a curated record